UCCUGGGAGGUCAAGUGAAAUGGACUCUCUGUUGCUAAAUAACUUGGUUGCUGAAAACCCUGACUGUAGCCUCAGACUUUGUGGCCUUCAAAAGCUUCAGGGAUCCUUAGUGAUAAAGGUGGACCUACACUAUACCCACAUGGACAGGAAGCUGUGGCUACAAGAGAGCAAACAGCUGGACAUAGGGAAGCCUCUUGUGGCAUCCUGUGAUCUGCACAGGGGACAGCAAGCAAUGGUUGCCCAGAGACGAGAUGGUGCCCCUGCCCAGAGUAUGGGACACAGCCGCAUCUCACACAGCAAGCAGCGCCCACGUCAGACAUUGGGCCAGCCAGGCCGCCCCUUCACUAAGAGUGCAGAGUGUGCUGCCAAUGUCCCCACUGCAAGGAGCAAUGAACCAGGGGAGAAUGAUGAGACUGAGCCUCAAGACUUUACCCAUUGAUUUCCCCUCUCCACGUCUAUGGAAAAAGGAUAAUCUAGUAGUAGUGACUAGUGUAGUCCAUCGGAUAUUUGCUGUUUAGGCUUUAAUCAAUGCACAUAAUAAAAUCAGCAUGAUACAUUCCCUUUCUCUGGUUAAAUUCUAUCAGUCUAAUUGUGGUUAUAAAGGUGUGUAUGUACUGUAUACAUGGGUGCAUGUGAG
This is a messenger RNA of Oncorhynchus keta (chum salmon), 637 nucleotides long. RefSeq names its product mucosa-associated lymphoid tissue lymphoma translocation protein 1-like. The coding region runs from base 20 to 439 and encodes 139 amino acids. The transcript has 2 exons. The record is from RefSeq and is a predicted model, not a curated record. NCBI's taxonomy places the organism in Eukaryota, Metazoa, Chordata, Actinopteri, Salmoniformes, Salmonidae.